CAUCAUUUAAACAUGGCGGAACUGGAUAUUGGAAAACAUUGUGGUAUUGAAUCAUGCAAUCAAAAAGAUUUUCUACCGUUCGUGUGUAACAGCUGUUCUGGAGUCUUUUGUUUGGAGCACAGAAGCAGGCACUCCCACUCUUGUCCAGAGGUGCCAGUGAAGAAAGAGAUCACUGGCUCUGGGGGUACAACAUCAUAUCCAUGCAGCUUUGAGGAAUGCAAAGGGAGAGAAUUGCUGCCCGUCAUCUGCCCACACUGUGAAAAACUCUUCUGCCUUGCGCAUCGUCAUCAAGAUGACCAUAAGUGUGAAAAGCUGGAGACACCGAAGCCUCGCAUGGCAGCGACGCAAGAACUGGUGCAGAAGAUAGUGGAGUCAAAGAAGAACACACCAGCAAGUAAAGGCAGAAAAGGAGCAAAAAAUGCUGCGACAGCUGCAAAAGUUGCUCUGAUGAAGCUUAAGAUGCACGCAUCUGGAGACAAAGGCCUGCCACAGACUGAGCGGACUUAUUUCCAGGUGUUUCUGCCUAAAGAGGCUAAAGACUCUAGUUUACCAAUGUUCUUCUGUUCCAAAUGGAGUGUCGGCAAAGUGGUGGACUUUGCUGGAUCUCAGGCCAGUCUGAAGAACAACAAUAAUGUCCUCACAGCUAAGAAACUGCGUUUGUGUCAUCCUGAAACGGGGGAGGCCUUUAAGAUGGAUGAAAGCCUACAGUCACUGCUCUCCCACGCAGAGUGUCCUCUCCACAACGGAGGCAACGUCAUUCUGGAGUACCUAGAGAAUGAAAGCACUGGACUGGAUGAUGUCACUGCGUAUAUUCCUUCCUCCUGAUAGAAGAUUUAUCAAUUUUUUUUUAGAAGAGAUUUUUAAUAGUAAAGUGUGAAACAAAGGGUGUUACAUUGAUAACCAAAGGAUUGUUGUUUAAAGAUCAUUGGAUUCAUGCGGUUGUUUGCUAAAUUAAGUAAAAUAGAGAUUAGCUCAUUGACAACAUGAUCUAAACUAAUGCUUAAAAGGAUUUAUAAAUGUUUCCGUUUUGAAAGGUAAUUAUAAAUACAUUCAGGUAUUUUUAAUAAAUAUGAUUUAUAAACUCA
Molecule: messenger RNA, 1085 nt
Organism: Xyrauchen texanus (razorback sucker)
Lineage: Eukaryota; Metazoa; Chordata; Actinopteri; Cypriniformes; Catostomidae
Gene: zfand1
Product: zinc finger, AN1-type domain 1
Exons: 8
Coding region: 13-825 (270 amino acids)
Biological process (GO): cytoplasmic stress granule disassembly
Cellular component (GO): cytoplasmic stress granule; cytoplasm
Molecular function (GO): zinc ion binding
Source: RefSeq, a predicted model, not a curated record